GCAAAGCGAUAACACUAGUCUGAACCUAAAAAAAAAAAAAAAAAAAAAAAAAAAAAUUACAGAUAACGAGCUGCUCUGCUCUGCUCUGCUUUUGGUUUGCCGUUGGCCAGCAGACCCGGGCUUCUGGGCGGCAGAAUAACAAUGACCAAUAACAACGGAAUAUUACUACAGAACACCAGAACUCACUGAAUCAGUCGGUUACCAGUGUUGCCGCGAAGCCUUUAACUGUCUCUCUCUCUCUGCUCCCUCUCAGACCAAAGAAAGAAACAGGGACAGCCAAGACACAGUCACCCCGUCCGACAUCAUCAACAAACAAAAACCCCACAAAGAGACGAACCGGCCAGCCAGCACAGCCAAGCCAGCACAGCCAGCCCGCCACCAUCUUAACAGGCUGCUGAAAGAGACACACACUGAGAGAGAGAGAGAAAAAAAGAGGCUAAUGCUUAUUUUUUUUUUUUUUUGAUCAACAGGUUGUUAACGUGAUGGUGGAAUCUGACAACCGUGACUGAGGACCUAAACCAGAACCUAAAAACAAAAGGAAAAAAAAAAAGGACCGGACAGCGAGAAGGGGGCCGCCUGUAUAAUACUUCUUACACGGAUCUACAACACACUUGAUCGAACUCAAAGCUGCAUUGCCCAGCUGUGCAGCACAACAGGAGCACCAGACCUGGACCAAAGGUAGCUGACGCUACAUGGAGUUUAAGACCUUCUUGCUCUGAUGUUCCCGGACCUGUGUGGAGUUACGUGGACCUGGUAAAGAAAUGAUGGGAUACUAGUUUGGGCCCGACACCUGGUUUCUGCUUCCCAUUACUGUGCGUGGAGUACACAGAGGGACAGUAGCUGAACUGGUGGCUGCUGCUGCUGCUGGACGGACCGCUGGGUCGAAUCGAGCCACUUCAACAGAGCUGAUGCCAAGGCCAGGAGUCAGCCAUGAUGUUUUUAUAACCUGAUGAACGACAGAGAGAUGGUGAGGAAGAAGAAUCCCCCUAUCCGGAGUGUGGGAGGCGAGGAGGAGGAGGAAGAAGAGGGGAGGAGGCCAGCAGGAGAGGAAGAGGAGGAGGGAGAGGAGGAGGGGAGGGUAGGAGCAGAGGCCGAACGAAUAAACCGACCCUCUGAGCCGGAAUCCUCUGACCGGAUCAGAGGAGAUGAGGAGCAGGAGGAAGAGGAGGGAGAGAGUGAGUGCGCGUCCUCCUCCGUCUCUCCCUCAUCCGUCAGCGAGCGCUACGGCAACGAGGAGAGAGGGGGGAGGAAAGGAGGGAGGGCAAAGCAAGGAGGUGCGACGUCGACCGACAGACCUGAGAGCCAGUCGGAGGCCGAGGAUGGGGAGAAGGGGGUAGAGGAAGGAGAGAGGGGCGAGAGAGACAGGGGGGAGGCCGAUCACCUCACAGCUCCUCUCCUCUCUGCUGCCCACCUCCUCCCCAGACAGGAAGGAGGGGAGGAGUCGACAACUGACACCCCUCCGCUGUCCUCCAGCCCCUCUCCCAAACUCCAGGACUUCAAGUGCAACGUGUGUGGUUACGGUUACUAUGGCAACGACCCCGCCGACCUGGUGAAGCACUUUAGGAAGUAUCACCUGGGUCUGCACAACCGCACGCGGCAGGACGCUGCCCUCGACACACACAUCCUGGCCCUCCACAACAUGGCUCCCCAACACACACCUCUAGAUAUACAGGCAGGACAGGGGCAGAGGAACCAAGCCAAAGAGUUGGGGAAGACCAGACCAGAUGUGCACAAUCAGCAGCACAGGACGGUAAUGAUGAACGGCACAUAUGACGUACAGGUGACGCUAGGUGGCACGCUAAUUGGGAUCGGCCGGAAGACCUCUGACUGUCAGGGGAAUACUAAGUACUUUCGCUGCAAAUUCUGCAACUUCACAUACAUGGGCAGUAAUUCAGUAGAACUUGAACAACACUUCGUCUCCUCGCACCCAAAUAAAGUCAAAACGCCGCCAACCACGCCCCUGCUGGCGACCAAUAACCUGCCAACACACGACAACCAGAUGAAGGAGCGGGGUCAAAUCCUAGACGGCGCUGAGCAAGUCGCGGUGAUAGCGGAUGACGAUUCUCUGGUCGGGUACUCCAUCCCGGUAAGGGCGUGUUCAGACACGCCGAGCUGGGCGGGGGAGUCGGGUCGAGGUGCCGUGCAGGCAUAUUACUGGUGCAAGUUCUGUAGCUGGAGCUGUGAGUGGUCGGGGGGCUCGGCAAAGCUUUUGGAGCACUAUGAACAAAGACACAGAAUGAGCACGGGAGGCACCAUGAGCCCCAGCAACUCUAAUCCUGGUGGCAUGGACAGAGAGAGAGAGCGAGGAGGGAGAAGGGAAGGAGGAGAGAGAGACCACAUGGCGUCCAAAAGCCGCAAAGAUCCAUCAUCCAACCCAUCCAGCACCAGCCAAGGAGAGCCAAACAGCAGCGACUCAGAAGCAGUCGUGACCAGCUACAACUGCCAGUUGUGUGAUUUCCGGUACUCGAUGGCCCACAGCGCCGACGUGAUCGUCGUGGCGCCGUUGCUGCUGCACUACCAGCACAACCACUCCAUCCACCGAUGUUGCAUCCAGCACUGCAUGUACUGUCCACAGGGGCUCUGUCAGCCGCAUAAGCACCUGGGGGAGGUUUCUCACCCCUUCGCUUGUCGGAAGCCCACCUGCCCCAAGUGCUCCUGUUCCAAGUUCCCCCAAUCCACCAAACAGCAAGACGCCGUCAGCUCAAAACCGACCACCGCCACCUCACCCGGCAUGACCCCUCCUAAUCCUAGAGGAGACCCCGCGGUGACUCUUCACCCCUCUAACCCCGCCCAUCCUGUUGUCACGAAAGGCGUCACCCACUUGUGCGACCAGUGUGCCUUCGCCACCACCGACAUCGACGUGUUGCUCCAACACUACGAGAGCUGCCACAGCCUGAUAAACCUGAAGGGGGCACCCCCGCAUGUGAAGGCUGAGGAUGAGGUCGUGGGAGACAAGGAAGGGGGGAGAGGAGGAGGAGGAGGGGGAGGAGAGCGGGAGUACUCUUGUACCAAGUGUCACUUCAUCACGGAAGUGGAAGAAGAAAUCUUUAGACACUACAGGCGUGUCCAUGCAUGUUGCCGUUGCCGACGCUGUGACUUCACGGCUCCUGAUUCGUCCGCCCUCCUCGACCAUUUUAACUCGGCCCACUGUCACGAAUCCUCCCCCUCGUUGAGCUCACUGACAACGACCUCCUUACCCACCUCACUGACCACCUCGCUGACGCCUUCGUUAACACUCUCGGCCAAUGGCUGCUCAGCUCCCUCCACCUUAGCCAUCAAGGAAGAAAGCAAGGGGGAUCUUCGCCUCCUCUACUCCCUCGCACCACCCGAGGGACGGCUGGCAGAGGGAGGCAGAGAAGAGGCAGGAGGGGUGGUAAAAAGUGAGGGAGGUGAGGAGAAAGAGAGAGAGCGUGAGAAAGGCUGGGUCCUUGGGGAGACCAGAGGACUGGGCGAAAGAGGAGGUGAGCAGGCCCAUGGUUUACUCUGGGUGCCCAAGGAGCGAAUGGGACCCGAGAGAGGGGUUGAAAGAGGAACAGGAGGUGGGAGCCCUUCUCUUUUCCCCUCCCCCCUCUCACUGUCGUUUGUUUCAGCCAAUCACGAGGCCUCGCAGCAGAAAAGAGGCGUGGCCUCACCUAGCAUGGUUUACCUGGGAGACACCAAGUCGUUUUUGGGAGAUACCAAGUCGUUUUUGGGAGACGCCAAGCUCUACGGCGGAGGGAGGCCGGGAGGAGCUGCUGCAGGUGGAGGCGGAGGGGAGAAACAAGUCCAGAUGGCCCCUCAGCAGUAUACAGGAGGAGGAGGAGGAGGAGGAGGAGGUGGUGGAGGAGGUAGUGGAGGCGGAGGAGGACAGGAGACGAAAGGAGGAGCCACAAAAGAGGAGUCCCAAUCCCUUCUACGGCGGCGCAGAGGCAGCGGCGUCUUCUGUGCCAACUGUCUGACCACCAAGACAUCGCUGUGGAGGAAGAACGCUAACGGAGGCUACGUCUGCAACGCGUGUGGUUUAUACCAAAAACUACAUUCGACACCCAGACCUCUCAACAUCAUAAAGCAGAACAACGGCGAGCAAAUAAUCCGGCGGCGAACCCGGAAACGCCUCAACCCCGAUUCGCUGUCGUCUGAGACCCCUGCCCCCAAGCAACAGCGCAUCACCAACGAGGAGCGUAUGAACGGCGAGGAGUCCGACCGAAGCUGCGCUUCGAUCAAAAGCCAGCAGCCCUCCCCUCGCUCGCGCUCGCCCAGGUCCACUCAAGCCUUCCUCGCCAAUCAAACGUUGGAGAUCCACCGACGCAUGCCACCUCUGCUCCUGCCUUCGCACCCGCCUUCAUCGUUGGUAGCCGAGGCCAACGGGGGAAUCGUUGAGGGAGGGAUAAUAUCGAAAGUAGAGGGAGGUAAAGGAGGAGGGGGAUCGGAAAGAGGAAGUCCGAUUGAGAAGUACAUGCGUCCGUCCAAACCAUCGAGUUAUUCGCCCCCUGGUUCGCCCAUUGAAAAGUAUCAGUAUCCCCUUUUCUCCUUACCUCUCCCACUAACCCUCUCGCCCGAUUUGACCCCUGAGUCAGACUGGCUACGAUUCUGGACCAAGUAUAAGAUGGCGGCAGCCUCUGGGGUUCCUGGUAGCAUCAGUAAUCUAAGCAGCCCCGGUGGCCUCGGAAAUAACGCUCAUUAUCUCAGUGCAAUGGUGACUCCAGUGCAGCAUCAUCAGCAAAGCUACACGGUGCCUUACUGUGCCUCUCCGUACUCUCCUCUCCCCCCUCCUCCAGCUCCUCCCCACUAUCCUCCACCUCCUCAUCAUUCCCAGACCUCCUCCUCUUCAUCGCUAGAGAACGAAGCGCCUUUGGAUCUUGCAAUAAGACAAAGAGAUACAAGCGCCGCAAAUGCGCACAUGUCGACAAAUGGCGCAGAGAGGAGAAGGCAGGAGUCGCCUCUGGCUGAGAGGUUGAGAGAGAGCUGGAAAGGGGAGAAAGAGGAGGAGGACAGAACAGACGAAGGAGGGAACCAAAGGGAGGAGAUGGGAAAGGAAGAGAAGCAUCAUGUGGCAAAAAGUCAGUCAAGUGUCCCAUCAAGUCGCGCCAUGGUCGAAGCGUCCACGCAGGACGACCUGAGCAACCGCUGCAUCCACUGUGGGAUCUACUUCCUAGACGAGGUCAUGUAUGCCCUGCACAUGAGUUGCCACGGUGACCAGGGACCAUACCAGUGCAGUUUUUGCCUUCACGUGUGUGUGGACCGCUACGAUUUCACCACACACAUACAGAGGGGCUUACACAGGUACACAGACAAAACGUCACAAAACAGGGCCCACAUGCAAGACGGCAUCCUUCAGAACGCCACAGUGAUGUCAGAGGAAAAAUAUGACGGAGAUCGCAGCGAGGUCACAGACAAAAGCAGUGAUGUCAUAGGAGCGUGUCAUGACGACCGUGCAAAAGAAAUCACAGGCAGUGACGCCACUGACAAUGAAACAGAGGUUGAAAAGGAGGUCGGAAGCGAGGUUCACGACGUAUCCGGCCAGGAAUUGGAAGACAAGAUGGCUUCAGAUGGUAGCAGUGACAUCACACAAGCCACAGAGGUCACAGCUGUUGCUGAAUCUAAAAACAUAGACGAGGACACGGAGAGUAAUUAAUCGGCUGCGUUUGACUCAUGCAAACCUUGAAGAACGUGUUUUAUUGGAUGAAUAAGCUGUAAAUGUCUCCACGUUCCUGGAGGCGAGCUCAUGUCAAAAUGGGCCUAUGCCGGGCGCUAAAUGGAACACAUCCUCAUGCUGGAAGCACUCGGCUGUCAAAAUGGUCAAAAAUCAUUGUAGGAUCCCGCUGAACUGCUGCAGGGACAGUUUGGAGAAAAUAGCCCGACUCCUGUGUUGAGUGACAGUCACUUGACAGCUCUGUGGCAACUAUUCAACAGCACAGUCCGGGCAUGCAGCUGAAAUCACCUUUUAAUAAACAGCCACUUCAUGUGCUUUCCAAAUAAGAGGAUUGGAAGCUCCAAUGAAAGUUGGACUGGUCUCAUUGAGAAUGAGUUUGAGGAGCUCAGCACUUGCACAGCCACCAUACAGCAGAGCAAAAAAAAAAAAGACUAAAUGAAUUAAAAAUGCUCGAAGUAAAACACUUUAAGUGAACUGAGCUGGUUGGUUAUGCACCGAGCUGAACUGAACCCCCGAGCUGGUCCAAACUGGUCUGAUGCAUCAUUCAGACUGUUUCAUGUUGGUACAACCAGAUCUGAUCUGGUCCCAGAGCAUGUGUUUUUGACUGUUUCAAUGGAUGCAAAACCAAAACUUUUUUUUUUUUUUUUUUGACUCUUCGGAAACUGGUCAGUGUUAAACCAGUUUGUUCCAGUUCUGCUGGUGUAGCCUUGGUACAAAAAGGAUCAGCCGGUUUCUUUCACACGUGCCCUGUUGUCUCUGAAACUGAUGGUGCAAAAAAAAAUAAAAAAUCAUCACCGCUGCAAAAGUGGCCCACAAUGGGAGACCGGUCGGGUUUGAUUUGACUUUCUGAACUGCUAAAAAACCAGUCUCGACUGGUUCCACCGGAGAGAUUCCGGACCGAAGUGUUCUCUUCAUCCAUACGGAUCGAACCAAGUGACAUUAUUUUCUACCUUCCUCCGUGCCAUGAUACUAGCUACGUGCCUGGCUGCCUGCCUAAUAGAACAACCAUCUAUUAACCUGCUUAACAUUUAUAUUAAUAAUAAUAAUGGUAAUAAUGAUUAUGAUGAUGUUAUAGUACAAAACAUGCAAUUUGCUACACUUUCCUAUAUAUAAUAUGUUAUUUUGUAAAGACAAAUAAUGCUUUUUUUUGCAGGAAAUGGUACUAUAAAAAUUAGUCUAUUUGAGUUUUGUUUGUUUCUUUUCGAGCUAUUUGUCGUUUGUGUUCUUAUGGAGACUUGUUACAUUGAUAACAGCCGUCUAACAGAAAUGGUACAGCAAAACGAAGGGUGGGGGGGGGGGGGGUUGUGUGUGUGCGUGCAUUUGUGUUAUUGCGUUAAUGUCUGUAAGGAGCAGAGGAUGUGUCCGUCCCCAAAACGAUGGUGUAAAAAUAAUGAAGGCUUGCGCUCGGUAUUUCAGUCCUCAGGGGUCACACAUGUUGCACACCAACCCGCCUGUUUCACAGCAUGUGACGCAUCGUUUUUUACAUGUCAAGGGUCUAUUGGUUUUAGCACGUUACAUGCGUUUCUCAUACGUGUAUGUUCGUAUGUGCUGAAAGGUCGAAACGGUCUGAGUAUGUAACUUUUGUUUUUGUUUCCUUUUAUGUAUUUCACAUGUUGUUUAGGUUACAUGGUUUUAUAGAGAGACUUAGGAACAUUGGGAGGUAAACCCUGAUCUUCAUCAUACGGAACAAUUAUUUUGGUUAACUGUAUGAACCUUUGCUCUGUUAGUCUGCGGAGUUUUCUUGCCUACAGUGUUUUUAUUCAGCCUCAGUCUCAUACUUCUGAGAGUUUGGUAGAUUACCUCUAUGUAGCACGUUAGCAUCGUAUACAAAUCUGCAAAAGUAAGUUGCCUUUUCCGUGGAGAGGAACUGUUACAUGUUCGACCCAGUUAAUUCUGAAAAAAAAAAAAAAAAAAAAAAAAAAACACGAGAUGAGAGCACACAGUUAGGUUUUAUCAUCCCGUGACGUGGAGUGAUUGUGUUGCUUUCAUCUACAACCAAUUCUGCCAUUCUUUGCCCGAUUUUGGGAUCAUAAAUCAGCCUUUUAAACACACUUAAAGACCCACCUGACACCACAACCUAGACUCUCUUUAAACCAAACGUUUAACAGCUCUCAUUGGUGAUUUUUCGUCACAGCGGCCGGGUCCUUUUGUUCCCCCUGCUCUUCAGAACGGAGGAACGCGGUGGCCAUCUUGUUUAUUUUUAUAAAGAGAGAAUCACUUCUCCAGCCUUGCUGCCUUAGUUGCUAGAAAACAAAAUAAAAAAAAAGAAACAAAUCACAGAGUUACUCCUUUGAAGGAAAUAAUAAUAGGCUGCAAGAAAAUAAAAGACAAGAAAGAAAGAAAAGAAUAAGAGAAAGAUAUUUUUCUAUGCUUAUCCAAAAAACGUGAAUGAAAAAGUAUUCCGCCUAGUGCCUGGUUACUUGUACAGUUUUUUUCUAAAAGGUGUGUUUAUCUGUGUCAAAACGUUGCGUAAGUUAUGAGUCAGGCAGAAGUUGGGCAAAACAGACUUCUGUAUUAAUUCCAAUGCACCGAGUCAUCAGAGUCAUCUGUUCUGAUACUGGAUUUCAGCCCUGCUGUCUGUCAGAUACUUGUUCACAUGUUUCAGCCCGUGAGACAGUUUUGAAAAAUGAAAUCGGCUGCCUUUUAUUUUUGCAUGUAUGUGCACGACCUCAACUCACAGCAUAACUUUGUAUGAAGGAGACUCAUACCAAGAAGAUGUUUCUUGACUGUGUAUUUGGUUUAUUUGGAGAGGGAAGCUGGAUUAGGGCUCAUAUCAUGAUAGAGGUGUUAUUGUUCCGAAGAGGAGUCUAUCAUUAGUAUGUCUGAGGUUAAAAGGGCACUGUGUGGAUUCGGAGAAGAAAAUUCAAUCUUUUUUCCAUAACUGAAUAAACAAGCUGUUCUCAGAGUAAAUUCCCAAGAAACUCUGUUUGAAGCUAGAAAGUUGGCAGGGUUCACCAAAAUAUCAACAAUAUAUUUAGUUUAUUCAGUCAUAAAAACAAAGAGAUUGUUUAUUUGGUUUGCUAAAGCGUAAAAAUGUCUCUUUGAAACGUCUUCCCCAAAACUCCAUAGUGCUCCUUUAAGUGUCGAUGGUUGGUGGCAUCAAAAGGUCAAAUUCCUUUUUAAAAAAAAAAAAAAAUCUUGUGAAGGCGAGAUUUCUUCCUUGCAUAAAGGUCAAGGCAGCAAACAGAACAAACUAUACAAUCAUACAAGCUCCACACCCUAUUUAGCACUCAUACGUAUUGAAAUGAACUUUUCGCCAGAGCGCCAACGUGUUGCCGAGCGCUGGCGUCAGGUGAACACCUCGAGCAUUCGUGUCAGAUGUGAAAGAAUGACCUUGCGUACUCCGUGUGUUCGGGCACACAGAUUUCCCAGUCUUUUGAAAAAACAUUGAAUGUGACAUGCCGAAGCCAGCUGGAACCUUUGUUGCGGUUCCGUUGGAAUGUUGAAGGCAUGUUGCGUCCAUGUUAUAUAACAGCUGAAUUAAUCUGCCACCUGCACGUCACCGAAGCACUCAACAUGUCAGAUUCAAACACUAAGGAACCUUUGAAGGCGUCAGCGCGGCGUACUCGCUCUGGAAUUGGAAGUCUCGCAGUUUAAUGCGAGGAAAUCAGUCAAACUAUUUUAUGACCUCUGCAGAGCUUUAACAACUUCACCACGUACGGCCCCUUCGAUCACAUCUUUCACGUGAAGGCUAAUUAACUGCGUUAAUAACACGGUGAACAGGUUCCAUCAUGCUGUAAAAAGGACUGGUGACGACAGUUGUCUUUUAUUCUAGGAAAUCUGUAAAGUUUUUAAAUGUACCUUUUUUUUCUUUUCUUUUUUUUUAAGUUAUGGGCAUCUCUCAAGGGGCUGCUAGCUUAAUAAAAAAAACUGUUUACAUUUGCAAAUGUAGCAAAUUAAAAAAAAAAAGCAGAGGAUGAACUUUUGACAGAAAAAGGAGGGACAGAGGGACAGCUGCUGAGAUGGAGAGACGGGUGCCUUCGAAGAAUAUAUAUAUGUGGAGGAAAUACGAAUAGAGAGACAUCGGCGCUAGCUUCUGUCAUUUCCCCGUCUUCAAUAUGUUAAUGACAUGUUGUCUAAUUUGACGCACCACCUCUCCAUCUCUCUGUUUUUAUCUCUCCCCCUGCUACUUCUCACCUCUGUCUCUUCUUUUUUUCCCUCCACUUUCCUGCGCCCCUUCUUUUGAUAAAGGCUGAUAGAGCAGUGGAGGGGGUUUUAGAUGAGAGGUCGACACAGAGCUGACAGAAAAACCGAUUACGUGCAAAAGAAUCAAAGGAGAGGUAGAAGCAAUGUGGAUUUACUCAGAUUUAGGUUUACUCAUUUUUGCCAGUGGGAAUCGCAUCCUUUGGUAAAGACUUUCAUGCUAGGAAACAGUAGGACAAAAAGGGAUUCAAUUAGUUGUAUUAUUUUUUUU
Acanthopagrus latus (yellowfin seabream) is the source of this 10046-nucleotide messenger RNA. RefSeq names its product trichorhinophalangeal syndrome I (gene trps1). Bases 950 to 5614 code for a protein of 1554 amino acids. Gene Ontology annotation, biological process: regulation of transcription by RNA polymerase II. The record is from RefSeq and is a predicted model, not a curated record. Lineage: Eukaryota; Metazoa; Chordata; Actinopteri; Spariformes; Sparidae. The transcript is spliced from 11 exons. Gene Ontology annotation, molecular function: RNA polymerase II transcription regulatory region sequence-specific DNA binding; zinc ion binding; DNA-binding transcription factor activity. Gene Ontology annotation, cellular component: nucleus.